Molecule: messenger RNA, 818 nt
Organism: Rhagoletis zephyria (snowberry fruit fly)
Lineage: Eukaryota; Metazoa; Arthropoda; Insecta; Diptera; Tephritidae
Gene: Ts
Product: Thymidylate synthase
Biological process (GO): dTMP biosynthetic process
Cellular component (GO): mitochondrion; cytosol
Molecular function (GO): thymidylate synthase activity
Source: RefSeq, a predicted model, not a curated record
AUGCGUUUUAACCUCCGUGACGACUUUCCACUGCUAACUACAAAACGCGUAUUCUGGCGGGCCGUUGCAGAGGAGCUACUUUGGUUUGUUCACGGCCAGACUGAUGCGAAAAUACUAAAAGAGAAAAAUAUCCACAUUUGGGACGGGAAUAGUACUCGAGAGUUUUUGGAUAAAUGUGGUUUUCAUAAUCGCGAAGAAGGUGAUUUGGGCCCCGUGUAUGGAUUUCAGUGGCGCCAUUUUGGAGCCAAAUAUCGAACAUGCAACGAUAAUUACUCGGGUGAAGGCGUAGAUCAACUUCAAAAUGUAAUUGAUACAAUCCGAAACAAACCGAAUGAUCGUCGCAUAAUAAUGUCUGCGUGGAAUCCCCUUGACAUUCCGCAAAUGGCACUACCUCCUUGUCAUUGUCUAGCACAAUUUUUCGUUGCAAAUGGUGAGCUGUCUUGUCAGUUGUAUCAACGUAGCGCUGACAUGGGAUUGGGCGUGCCAUUCAAUAUCGCCUCUUAUGCUUUGUUAACAUAUAUGAUUGCACACGUGACCGGACUUCGUCCCGGAGAAUUCGUGCACACUCUUGGUGAUGCCCAUGUCUAUAACAAUCAUAUUGAACCCUUAAAAGAACAGAUAGCACGUAAACCCCGUCCAUUUCCCAAACUAGUUAUAAAACGGGAAGUGAAGAACAUAGAAGAUUUUACAUUCAAUGACUUUGAAGUUCUCGAUUACAAACCCUACCCUAAAAUAUCGAUGGAAAUGGCCGUUUAGAAUAAAUUUUUUAAGCUGUAAGCCCAAAAAUAUAAAUGGAAGGUUUCCACAACGCCUUAGUA